Messenger RNA from Jatropha curcas, 858 nucleotides. Its product is annotated as heme oxygenase 1, chloroplastic. Gene Ontology annotation, molecular function: heme oxygenase (decyclizing) activity. Gene Ontology annotation, biological process: phytochromobilin biosynthetic process; heme oxidation. NCBI's taxonomy places the organism in Eukaryota, Viridiplantae, Streptophyta, Magnoliopsida, Malpighiales, Euphorbiaceae. The record is from RefSeq and is a predicted model, not a curated record.
AUGGCUUCUUAUUCUCUAAUACGCAUUCCUCUUGCCAACCCUUUAUUAAACAAACGUAUCCAUGUCAAAAUAUCAACACCAUCUUCUCAGUCGCACAUUAACAACUUCCUAUCAAUGCCUUUGCAAUUCAAAGCUGUAGCAGUUUCCCAGAGGAAUGUGAAAAUGGCAGUAAUAGCAGGCAAGACGCCAAACAAAAAGGAAUUGUACUCAGUAGAGAGUAAAUCAGGAUUUGUGGAGGAGAUGAGAGCUGCAUCGUUGAAACUGCACACAAGAGAGCACUCUAAGAAAGGACAAAAGGAGAUUAAGCAGCCAGAAGAUAGAGCCUUGUCCAAAUGGGACCUUUCCAUUCAAGGGCUUAUAAGCUUUUUAGUUGAAAGCAAGUCUAUGUAUGAUACAGUUGAAAAGAUCCUGAAAAACCCUGAUUUUCCUUUUAGUGUGGAGUUGGAAAACACAGGAUUUGAGAGGUCUGCAAAUUUGCAGAAAGACUUGGAGUGGCUUAAAGAACAAGGGUAUGACAUUCCUGAACCUUCUAGUCCAGGUGCUGACUAUGCAAAAUACCUCAAGAAAUUGUCGGAAAAUGAUCCUCAAGCAUUUAUUUGCCACUUUUACAAUAUUUACUUUGCCCACACCGCCGGUGGUCAAAUGAUUGGGAAGAAGGUAUCUGAGAAGCUCCUUAACAGUAGGGAGUUGAAUUUCUAUAAAUGGGAGGGUGACAUUUCUCAACUGUCACAGAAAGUAAAAGAUAAGUUGAACAAAAUUACUGAGAAGUGGACUGCAAAAGAGAAAGAUCAUUGCUUAAAGGAAACUGAAAAGACAUUUGAAUAUCUGGGAAGGAUUCUUCGUCUAGUUAUGGCCUAA